Microtus oregoni (creeping vole) is the source of this 3328-nucleotide messenger RNA. It is a transcript of the gene Rsad2, whose product is annotated as radical S-adenosyl methionine domain containing 2. The coding region runs from base 1 to 1086 and encodes 361 amino acids. Gene Ontology annotation, biological process: defense response to virus; positive regulation of immune response. The transcript has 6 exons. NCBI's taxonomy places the organism in Eukaryota, Metazoa, Chordata, Mammalia, Rodentia, Cricetidae. The record is from RefSeq and is a predicted model, not a curated record. Gene Ontology annotation, cellular component: endoplasmic reticulum; endoplasmic reticulum membrane; mitochondrion. Gene Ontology annotation, molecular function: 4 iron, 4 sulfur cluster binding; catalytic activity.
AUGGGGAUGCUCAUGCCCACUGCUCUUGCUGCCGGGCUGCUGAGCCUGUUCCAGCAGCAGCUGGACUCCCUCUGGAGUGGACUGGCCAUCCUGUUCUGCUGGUUUAGACUAGCACUGAAAUGGCUAGGUUCUGGAAGGGGACAACCACAGCCACAGGUCCAGACCAUGCCCGAGGAGACCCCGGAAGAACCAAACGAUUCUCAGCCUACAGUCCCCGUUAGCGUCAACUACCACUUCACCCGUCAGUGCAAUUACAAGUGCGGGUUCUGCUUCCACACAGCCAAGACAUCCUUCGUGCUGCCCCUGGAGGAGGCCAAGCGAGGGCUGCUUCUGCUCAAACAGGCUGGUAUGGAGAAGAUCAACUUUUCAGGAGGAGAACCCUUUCUGCAGGACAGGGGUGAAUAUGUGGGUAAGCUCGUGAGAUUCUGCAAGGAGGAGCUGGCCCUGCCCUCUGUGAGCAUCGUGAGCAAUGGCAGCCUCAUCCGCGAGAAGUGGUUCAGGGACUAUGGUGACUAUCUGGACAUUCUUGCCAUCUCCUGUGACAGCUUCAAUGAGGACGUUAAUGUUCUCAUUGGCCGGGGUCAGGGGAAAAAGAACCACGUGGAAAACCUUCAAAAACUGAGGAAUUGGUGCCGAGACUACAAGGUGGCUUUCAAGAUCAACUCUGUCAUCAAUCGCUUCAAUGUUGAUGAAGACAUGAACAAACACAUCAAGGCCCUGAACCCUGUCCGCUGGAAGGUCUUCCAGUGCCUCCUAAUUGAGGGAGAGAACUCUGGAGAAGCUGCCCUGAGGGAAGCAGAACGAUUUCUUAUAAGCAAUGAAGAAUUUGAAGCAUUCUUAGAGCGUCACCAAGAGGUGUCCUGUUUGGUGCCGGAAUCUAACCAGAAGAUGAAAGACUCCUACCUUAUUCUGGAUGAAUAUAUGCGCUUCCUGAACUGUACUGGUGGCCGGAAGGACCCUUCCAAGUCCAUCCUAGAUGUCGGGGUGGAAGAAGCGAUAAAAUUCAGUGGAUUUGAUGAGAAGAUGUUCCUGAAGCGGGGAGGCAAGUAUGUAUGGAGCAAGGCUGACCUGAAGCUGGACUGGUGAACCUGAGACAAGAAGGAUACUCUGACCAGCUACGCGGAUCUCCACGUGAAGCUGUCCACCACCCGAGGUUCUUGCUCUCUAUCCAGAGAUGAAAACAUGACUCUCGGUUGUACAUCCUCUGGCUGUCUGUAGAUUAUCAUUACUGAGAAUGUGGACUGUAUGUUUGUUUUAGUUUGACUGAACUAAGAAGAAAGGGGUAAAACCACGCGAUGAUAGCUUAUAAAACAGAUAAUCUGCCUGUGUGCAGGGAUAGAGUUCAGUUCCCAGAAGAGCGAGGUGCACUGGUCCCAAAAACCAACCUAUUUAACUUGUGUUUGAAUUUUUGUGGACUUUUACUGUGAAUCCCUUGUUUCCUUUCUCCUCCUCCUCACUUGAGAUGGUGAGUUAUUUUCUGCUAAAUAUGCCAGUUUUAUUUACCAGGAAACAUCACAAAAUAUGUCCUCCAGUGACUAUUUAACGGCUUUUCUGCUUUGGAAUGUUGGACUUUUUACUCAGAAGUAUAGGAAGAGUAGAAGGUCAUCUUCUAAGUCUGGAAAAGCAGCAAGGGCUGUGUUGGCGCAUUCCAUAAAAGUCAUGGAAGCAAGGCCAGGAAGGACUCUGUCGGAAGUAUGGAGUGUGGUCCGCUUGGUGUAAAAGAGCCUGUGGCUCCAUGGAAAAUUUUCCCAAGGAAGCCUGAAUGAGACCCAAUCUAGGUCAACGUGAGAUGCACCAGAUGCUUCUCCGCACCAAAAAAACCAGGAAAGACGAUGAGACUGGGUCAAAUACUCUUCCUGUGGAAGCAUCGCGUGACUUGCCAGACCAGAACUGCAUCUCACCGUUUGCAAAAUAACAAUUUCCUAUCAAAGAGCAAAAAUAGUUGAAAGUUUUCUGUUGCCGAUGAAUUUUAACGUCUCUGAAAUUCUUCUGCGGCCGCUAGAGGGCGCUGAGAUGUCAAACUUUAUUCGGCAUCUCAGAAAUUUUGCUUCAGAGUUUACUUUUGGAACUUGGUGAAUUUUGGUUCUGUUUCUUCAGUGUGUGUGUGUGUGUGUGUGUGUGUGUGUGUGUGUGUUUGGAUAAAUACUAAGAAUUUGAUAAGGAACUGGAUUUGUAAGUAUUUUCUCACAAAAGAUGUUUAUACUUCAGUAAGGUCACCAUAAUUCAACAAAGACACUUUGUCUCACCCAAAAUAGGUCAGGAGCUCUGUAUUUCCUGUUUUGUUUGUUUGUGUGCUUAGUGACUGCCUUUUUUUCCCUUGAAGUUGGGUAUAACUAUGUAGCCCAGGCUGUCCUGGAAACCAUACUCUCCCUGCCCUAACUUCCCCCAUUCUAGGGAUUACAUUUGUAUAUCACCCAACUCCUAUCGAGAUAUUUUAAAGAGAAAACUGAGUCACGUUUUUCCUGUAGAUUUUGAUAUUUUUAUUAGUUAUGUUCGGUGUACUCAGUUUACCUGGGAAAGCCCAAAGGACAGGGGCAGAUUCCCACUUGGUCAUGUGACAGGAAGCAAAUUGGAGCUGAAGCCCCAUCUUACAUCUUGGAGUUCGUUUUCUUCUAGCUGAGUGAACCUGCAUGGCUCCUUCCCCUUAAAUACUUAAAAAUAUCCCUCCUUCAAGGGAAUAAUUGUGAUAUUUUAUCAUCACAGUAAAAAUCAAGCUCAGAUUAUAUCAUUAAAUUGGUUUCCCUUCUCAGUUUUAAAUCUGGGUGUUCAUUUGUGAAACAGCACUCUUCACCAGGAAAGCAGAGCCUUAUUUAGUUGUCAUUUGCUAAGUGUUGCAGGCAGUGGUGUCAGAUGACCGAUUGACUCAGGGUGGUGAUGCUGGGGAAGGCGAUUUGCUGAAGAACUUUGGAGGGUAGAACACCCCACACUGAUUUUAAAGUCCUCAGUGUUUCUGUUAUAUAGUGUUAAAUGACAAAAUCAUGGGCUGUUCAUUUUUAUACUGAAAACUGUAGGAUGCUAUCUGGGAAAAAAUGGGCUCGGGUUUGAAUUGAAUUGGAUUUUGGGAGGUCUAAUUGUUGCAUAGAUAAACAGCCAAACCAUCGAACCCAGGAGCACUUGGUUCCUUCCAGCAAUAAUUCAGCUCGUGUCCUACCCUCUUGAUGAACUGAUAUUGUUUAAUAAGCUCUUUUUAAGACAAAGAACAAUGAUGUGGGUGAUCACAUAUCAUCUGAGUGUGUUCAGAUGAGGUUUAGUGUUGGGGGGGUAUAUGUAUAUGUAUUCUUCUGUAGGAUUUUACUGUAUGCGGUAACAUGUUUGUUGUAAUAAAAUG